AUGUUGCUGCCACUGCUGGGCACCUGCACUGUGGUGGGGCCAUUCCAGGGCCCUGAGUGAAAGCCAGUAAGGGGCCUGCUCACUGUGGAUCACAGCUGCAGCCCCGGAUGCUGAGGCAACCUGCUUGUCUGCCUCUUUUUGAUCUGGCAGGUCUAGCACUAUUGGCACCAGAUCACCAGGAUACCCCCCAGCAUGAGGAAGGUCAUCAAGGUGCCACCACAGAAGUGGGCAGUGCCCUUCACAAGACAUGACACUUGUCUUAGAAUGACCCCUAAGUUACUCUUCAGUCCUGGCAAGUUCAGGGGACUGGGUGCUCAUGUUCAACAAUGGGCACAAAAGAAGAGAUGGGAAUACUGGAGGAGCCUCCGGGAAUCAGGGGCCCAAUACAUGCUCUCUUGGCAGCACCCAUGCCAGUGCCCACCUUGGGAUUUCCAUACCCCUUCUGAGCCCACCUUUUGCACCAUGUGCUUUUCAAGCACCUGUAUGCUCCCUCAGAACAGUCCUUGGGAUAUAUGGCAGAUACCCUGGUGUCUCAGUGAUGAGCACCCUCACCUGACUUGCAAGCCACUGCUUCCUGACCCGGACAUGUAUCAUCAAAGGAUGGAGCAACCGCCAGUCCACUCCUAGCAACAGUUAGUGACAUUGGAGCCUAUUGUCAGCAUGAGGUUCCAUCCCACCUCCAUGACUCUAGCCACUGCUCUCCCAAACCUCCGUUCAUUUCAGAGGCCGCAGUUCUGCUCCAGAGAAUUCCUGCCUUUUCCUUCCAAUCAACAAGUGGGAAUACCCACCUGGAAGUCCUGGGACUGUCCACAAGAGGCCUAG
Messenger RNA from Miniopterus natalensis, 822 nucleotides. It is a transcript of the gene CUNH22orf46, whose product is annotated as chromosome unknown C22orf46 homolog. The record is from RefSeq and is a predicted model, not a curated record. Lineage: Eukaryota; Metazoa; Chordata; Mammalia; Chiroptera; Miniopteridae.